CUAGUUGUCUACCUUUUUAUUCAGCAAGUCGCAUCCCAUCAUUCUUUUAUUUGACAUGGAACAACAAGUAUCUAAAAUUAAGAAGAACAUAUGUAGAAAAGUACAUCAGAAUGGACUUCAAAGCUUAGUUGUGCGUGAGUUUAGGCCAGUGGACAAAGAGGAGGUGCAGCGGAUCUAUUGUGAGGGUUUCAUGGAGAUGAUACCAGACACUGCAUUCAGAGGCUUGAGACAUCACCCUGAGAGACUCCUACUCUAUGCUGCUAUGACAGUUCUAUGUUUUGUCAUCACCAUGUGUUGGUGGGUGAUAGCGCUCCUCCCAGCUAUUGUGCUGGGUUGUCGCUACUUCUACAGCAGGCGUGUGAUCCAUGGUUACCUGGAACACGUCAUGAGCAAGGACAUGGGUGACAUUGAGCGGUUCUACAGUAAAUCACCAGACUCCUGCCUGUGGGUUGCAGUGCUGGAAGGCAAAGUGGUGGGUCUAGUAGCAGCAGUGGGCCAGCAGAGACCAAGACGUGCUGUUGAGCUGCAGAGGAUGUCUGUUGACCGGAGGUAUCGGCGGUAUGGGGUUGCGUUUGAGCUGGGUCUGAAAGUUCAGGACUUUGCUGCUGCUCAUGGUUACUCUACUGUUGUGCUGGGAACCAUUGCGUACACUCCAGCUCCCCACCGCCUCUACCAGAGUCUGGGUUACUGCUGUGUGGGGGUCACAAAUGGGUAUGCCACACCUGGAGCGGGAAUGUCUUUAAUGGAAAGACUUUUCUACAAAGUCCGCCAUCACUCCUACAGCCUGGAUGUGCAAAAUAACAAGUUGAGUCAACACUGAGCUCAGUGACAGUACAGAAAGAAUAUCCAGGGAAACAACAGCAUUGCUCGUCUUUUCAAACACUUGGUCUAUGUCUAUGUUUACGUCUAUGUACUUUUUUGAUCAACAAAAACUGCCUGUCCUCUCUCAGGCACAAUGAGUUGUGUGUUGUCAGCUAAACACAUAAUGUCCAUUUUCAAGUUUUAAUCACAUGUCAUCAGCUAUCUGCAAAGUCAGAGGCUUUUGUGCUCACACUGCAGAUCAAUCAACUGAACCCCUGCAUAGCUUUGUUCUUCGACCGCACCAAUAAAGGUUCAUCAACCAAAAUGACCAUGUCCUCAAAAAUGAUGGAACAUACAAACAGAAGAGGGCAGGAUGGUUUUAUGAAAUCCUAUCAGGAGGGGGAGCAAGAAGAAAAAUAAAAUAUAGAAAAGCAGAUAAUAUGGUCUGUCUUUGGUUUUGACCAGUCCUUCAUACCCAGAAUACCUAAUUCAUAUAACUGCUUCCAUGGCGUUCUACUUCCUGCUGGGGUUUAAGAGCCAAAGUCUAUUCCUUGUCUUCACUUACAUUUUAUUUCACUCUUAUCUACUCAUUUUCACCUAAAAGAUAUCAAGAUUUAAAAAUGUUCUCUCUCCUUCCUGUCAUUUGCUACAAUUUCAGCCACAUGUAAAUUUGUACUCUAGGUGCCUGAUCUACUAAGAUCCCAGAUAAACAGUGCUACAUUUUUGUGCAUUAUAACAGGUUUGGAUAGUUAGCUUGCAUAUUUUUUAUCGGGUGAAAUCAAGUUUGCACAUGUUUUUAGACAUGCAAACCUUUAGUAGAUCAGGCCCUAGUAGGAUUAAAAGAAGCUCACGACAACUUAUGCUGUCUUUUGUUUUGGGUGACUAAUUCAGAGCUAAGAGUGUCUAUCAGUGACAAACAUUUAUUUUGUUGUUUAAAUUUGAUGAUUUGUGGGAAUUGGGAAUUUGUGCUGACACAUGUGCAAUGUAUACAGUACAUAUAAUGAAAUGUACCUUUUGUGAUUAUGAAUUACUAUCCCUUUAUAUAACCAUUUACGCAUUAAUAAUAAAUAAAUUGUA
This is a messenger RNA of Paralichthys olivaceus (Japanese flounder), 1878 nucleotides long. RefSeq names its product N-acetylaspartate synthetase-like. Gene Ontology annotation, cellular component: mitochondrial membrane. The record is from RefSeq and is a predicted model, not a curated record. Lineage: Eukaryota; Metazoa; Chordata; Actinopteri; Pleuronectiformes; Paralichthyidae. Gene Ontology annotation, molecular function: L-aspartate N-acetyltransferase activity.